This is a messenger RNA of Synchiropus splendidus (mandarinfish), 1419 nucleotides long. It is a transcript of the gene foxe1, whose product is annotated as forkhead box E1. Gene Ontology annotation, biological process: regulation of transcription by RNA polymerase II; anatomical structure morphogenesis; cell differentiation. Lineage: Eukaryota; Metazoa; Chordata; Actinopteri; Syngnathiformes; Callionymidae. The record is from RefSeq and is a predicted model, not a curated record. The transcript has a single exon. The coding region runs from base 146 to 1189 and encodes 347 amino acids. Gene Ontology annotation, molecular function: DNA-binding transcription factor activity, RNA polymerase II-specific; RNA polymerase II cis-regulatory region sequence-specific DNA binding.
CUAUGACGAGUCAGACGGGCGUCUCGGAGAGUUGAGGACGAGCUGGGAUUCGGACGGUGGCGAGUUACCGACCGCGUGCCUCCCAUGUGAAAGCGGAGGACAAGACAGCUCUGCUUCAAAAAUCGCAAGAUUCCGGUCUUCAGCUAUGCCUGUGGUCAAAGUGGAGAAAGACUCUGCGGCAGACUCGAACCCAGGGUCGCAGGCGGACGAGCAGCCGAGGGGCCGCAGGAGGAAGAGACCCCUGCAGCGAGGAAAGCCUCCUUACAGCUACAUCGCACUCAUCUCCAUGGCCAUCGCCAACUCCCCUGAGCGAAAGCUGACCUUGGGGGGCAUCUACAAGUUCAUCACCGAGCGCUUCCCCUUCUACCGGGACAAUUCCAAGAAGUGGCAGAACUCCAUCCGCCACAAUUUGACUCUGAACGACUGCUUCAUCAAGAUCCCGCGAGAGCCGGGCCGGCCGGGGAAGGGGAACUACUGGGCUUUGGACCCCAACGCAGAGGACAUGUUUGAGAGCGGGAGCUUCCUGAGGCGCAGGAAGAGGUUCAAGCGGUGCGACCUGAGCACCUACUCCUCCUACGUGCACGAGGCGCCGGUCUUCUCGCCGGUCCAGAUCGCCAGGUCAGCGGCUUACGCCAACUCAGUCUACCCCAACAUGACCGUGAGUCCCAGCUACGGUCAGCAGCUGCCCUCAGCCUACUACCCUUCUCCUUCCCCACCUGGGUUUGGACCCGGUCAGACUCGCAUGUUCAGCAUCAACAACAUCAUAGGACACCCGACUCCUAGCAUGCUGGGGGGUCAGGGGUCGGAGGUGCUGCAGCAGCCCACUAAGAGCUACAGUCCCGAAGGAUCAAGUCCGUGUAGUCUGGCGCCUGCUGGAUUUCAAAGCCAACCGUGCGGAGCUGCUGCACCUCCAAGAACCAGCGCAGGGUUCACCUACCCCACGGCCAACAACCACCCACACCAGCACCAUUUAUACGGACAGAACCAGGGCUACGGCAUGAGUGGGCGCCAUCACUGCUCGGGUCACGGCUCUGCAGAGGCAGUGGAGCAGUACGGCAGGGUGUCCCCCGUGCAGCUGGGAUCGUUCUCCCAGUACAACAGCGCCGCCGGCUCCAUCGCCAACACCGGCGGCUACCUCCGACACCCCACGUACCCCGGGAACAUGGAGCGAUUUGUCUCAGCCAUCUGAGGGAGAACAAGGGUUGGGACUCGGGAGACUGUCGCUCACCUCACCGUCGAAUACUUCCCGUCGAGUGUAAACCUUUAUUUAAAAUCCACAACAUGUGAGUUCAGGUUUGUUUGACUCAAACGCGCACAAGACUGUCGGACCUCCUUUGUCGUGGCGGGACGGAGCUCUGUUUGUGUGCACUUGGAAAUGCUUCAUAGGUUGAUACUUUGGAAAUAAACGGUUGUACAGUC